Messenger RNA from Mycena indigotica, 1284 nucleotides. RefSeq names its product NAD(P)-bd-dom domain-containing protein. Gene Ontology annotation, molecular function: NAD+ binding; UDP-glucuronate decarboxylase activity. Gene Ontology annotation, biological process: D-xylose metabolic process. The transcript is spliced from 6 exons. NCBI's taxonomy places the organism in Eukaryota, Fungi, Basidiomycota, Agaricomycetes, Agaricales, Mycenaceae. The coding region runs from base 1 to 1284 and encodes 427 amino acids. Gene Ontology annotation, cellular component: cytoplasm. The record is from RefSeq and is a predicted model, not a curated record.
AUGACCACCACCACCGCUGCCCCCAUUAAGACUCUCGACAAAGACGGCAAAGAAAUCACCACCGUUGGUUUCGACCGCUUUGGCUUCAACUGCGAGGUGUCUUUGGAUGUUCUACGCUCGCUGUACUUGCGACCCCACUACGUCCUGACCGCGAACGAUAUCAAGGACGCUAAGGAGGAGACGAGCCAUGCCCAGUUCACUCAAGGCGCCGACUACCAGUCCAAGUCGAUUUACCACCCCGACACGAAGACCAUUUCGUACACGACCCUUUCCCGCUUCCCGCCAGUGACCCUUCUCGCGCCGUCUGAGCGUAAACGCAUCCUUGUCACUGGCGGUGCAGGCUUCGUUGGUUCGCAUCUGGUGGACCGUCUCAUGCUCCUGGGCCAUGAAGUCACCGUUCUCGAUAACUUCUUCACUGGAUCGAAAACGACAGUCAGCCACUGGGUCGGCCACCCCAACUUCGAGCUCAUCCGCCAUGAUGUGGUAGAACCGUUCAUGAUUGAAUGCGACCAGAUUUAUCAUCUCGCGUGCCCCGCUUCCCCUCCCCACUACCAGUUCAAUGCGGUCAAGACAAUCAAGACGUCGUUCAUGGGGACCCUCAACAUGCUUGGGCUCGCAAAACGCACCAAGGCCCGUUUCCUCAUUACCAGCACAUCCGAGGUCUAUGGUGACCCAGAGGUCCAUCCCCAAACCGAAGAAUAUUGGGGUCACGUAAACCCGAUUGGGCUUCGUGCUUGCUACGAUGAAGGCAAACGCGUGGCCGAAACUCUCACAUAUGGGUUCCAGCGUCAAGAUGGUGUCGAUGUCCGUGUUGCCCGUAUCUUCAAUACCUAUGGUCCUCGCAUGAACCCUUUCGAUGGCCGUGUAGUCUCCAACUUUGUGGUCUCCGCUCUCAAAGGCGAAGACAUGACUGUCUAUGGAGACGGCAAACAGACUCGGUCCUUCCAAUACAUUCACGACCUCAUUGACGGACUGAUUGCCCUGAUGAACUCGGACGAGUCGCGCCCCGUCAACAUUGGCAAUGGCGACGAGUUCACGAUUGGUGACUUUGCCCAUCUUGUCCGUGAAAUUGUCGAGAAGGUUCAAGACGAAGAUGGUGUAAAACGCACCCGCCAAGUUCAGAUUGUUCACGAGCCUAUGCCUUCCGACGACCCGCAGCGCCGUCGUCCUGACACUAGCCGUGCAAAAGAGACUUUGCAAUGGCAGCCUCGUUGGACUGUCCGCAUGGGUUUGGAGGAGAUGGUCCGCUACUACAAAGCUAAAAUGGAGGAGGGCAACCUUUAA